Molecule: messenger RNA, 3226 nt
Organism: Cornus florida
Lineage: Eukaryota; Viridiplantae; Streptophyta; Magnoliopsida; Cornales; Cornaceae
Product: receptor-like protein 7
Exons: 1
Coding region: 88-2913 (941 amino acids)
Molecular function (GO): protein binding
Source: RefSeq, a predicted model, not a curated record
AAGUAUGGUUCUUCUACAAAAUAAAAAAUUAAAAACACACAUUCUAUGCCUGCUCUUAUCAUAGUGUCAAAAGAGACUUGAGAUAAAAUGGCUUCAUCAUUGCAUCUCUUUACCUUGUCGCGCGUAAUCUUUCUACUCGCAACAUUCUUCCAUUUCAUUGCUAUUAACAGUACCUCCUCUUCCGUUCAGCCACUCUGCCAUGAUAAGGAGAGCUCUGCUUUGAUGCAAUUCAAGCAAAGCUUUUCUAUAAACAAGUCUGCUUCUGGCGAUCCUUCUGCCUAUCCAAAGGUUGCGUCGUGGAAGCUGCCUGAAGGGGAAGGUAGUAAUAGUAGUAGUAGUGAUUGUUGCUCAUGGGAUGGCAUUACAUGUCAUGGGCACACCGGCCAUGUGAUCGGCCUUGACCUCAGCAGCAGCCUUCUGUAUGGUUCUAUCAAUUCAAGCAGCAGCCUCUUUCACCUUGUUCAUCUUCGGAGACUCAACCUCGCAGACAAUGACUUCAAUCAGUCACAAAUCCCAUCUGCUGUUGGACUUCUUUCAAGGUUAACUCAUCUAGAUCUCUCAUUUUCUGCAUUUGAUGGUCAAAUCCCAUUAGAAAUUUCACAACUAAACAAAAUUGUUUCUCUUGAUCUCUCUGAGAAUCCAUUAUUGAAGCUCCAAAAGCCUGGUCUAGCAACUCUGGUUCAGAACUUGACGGACUUGAAAGAACUUCACCUCAGUUACGUCAACAUAUCUUCUGCAGUACCUGGGAUUUUGGCAAAUAUUUCUUCUUUAAUGUCUCUACUGCUCAGAGAUUGUGGAUUGCAUGGUGAAUUUCCAACAGACAUUUUUAACCUACCAAACCUACAGUUUCUUAGCGUUCGUUACAAUCAAGAGCUCAACGGUUAUUUGCCAGAAUUCCACAGGAGUCAUCCACUUCAGUUACUGAUGCUAGCGGGCACAGGCUUUUCCGGGGAGCUGCCAAAUUCAAUUGGAAAUCUCGACUCCUUGAAUACAUUGAACAUCCAAGAAUGCAACUUCUCAGGGUCAAUACCAUCUUCAAUCGGUAAUCUAACACAACUUGAUGAAUUGUAUAUGGGGUCUAAUCAACUAACUGGUCAAAUCCCAUCUAGGCUUAUGAAUCUGACCCAAUUAACAUUGCUGGACCUUUCAAAUAAUUUGUUACAGGGUCCCAUCCCAGAGUCGAUAUCUCAGCUUGUAAAUCUAAAAGCUCUUUCUAUUGGUUCAAACAACCUGAGUGGAAGAGUGAAAUUAGAUUUGUUUUUUACCUUGAAAAAUCUCACUCAACUUCAGCUAUCAGAUACCAGACUAACAUUGCUCCACAAUAGCAAUUAUACCAAUGCCACUCUUCCAAAGUUUUAUCAUCUUGAAUUGGGGUCAUGCAACCUAACUGAAUUCCCAGAUUUCUUGAGAUAUCAAGAUGACUUGCACCAUCUAGACCUCUCAAACAACGGCAUUCAAGGCCUCAUGCCUAAAUGGAUUUGGAACAUGAGCACCGAAACUUUGUCGUCUUUGUACGUAAACCAAAACUUUCUAACUGGCUUUGACAAACCUCCUUCAGUCCUUCCGUGGAGUGGACUAAGGUUUUUACAUCUUGGUUCUAACAUGCUGCACGGAUCACUCCCGAUCCCACCAUCAUCCAGCUAUGUGUAUGAUGCCUCACACAACAAACUAACUGGAGACAUUCCACCAUUGAUUUGCAAUCUCACUUCUCUUUACGCCCUCGAUAUAUCUGACAACAAUUUUAAUAGCAUGAUUCCCCAAUGCUUGGGAAACUUUUCGGAUUAUCUGUUAGUGUUGAAUCUUCGAAUCAAUAGUUUUCAUGGCCCCAUUCCUCAAGUAUACAACAACGGAAGCAGUCUAAAGAUGAUCUAUUUGAGUCAAAACCAAUUACAAGGACCAGUGCCUAGAUCCUUGGUCAAUUGCAAAGGUUUAGAGAUUCUCGAUCUUGGGAACAAUCAUAUUAAUGAUAUUUUUCCCUUUUGGCUUGGAACUGAUCUUCCAGAGUUGAAAGUUCUUAUUUUGGGAUACAAUAGAUUCCACGGUGCAAUACAGAAUCACCCAGCUGAAGAAUCUAGGUCCACAUUGUUCCCCAAGUUGCUCGUCAUUGAUCUCUCUCAUAAUAGUUUUACAGGUAAGUUGCCUUCAGAUUACUUCUGCACUUGGGAAGCCAUGAAAUCUGUUCAUGUUAAACAGUCAAGAUACAUGCAAGCAAGAACGUCAAAGAUAAUUUCUCCCGCAGGAAUUAUGUAUUACGACUAUUCAAUGACACUAACUAACAAAGGUGUGCAAACAAUGUUUUCAAACAUCCUGGAUAUCUUCAUUGCCAUUGAUCUCUCAAGUAACCGAUUCGAUGGAGAAAUUUCAGAGUCUAUUGGGAUUCUCAAGUAUCUUCGCAUGCUCAACCUUUCCAACAACAAUUUUAUUGGUCGCAUCCCAUCUUCCUUGGGGAAUAUAACAGAGCUUGAAUCAUUAGAUCUUUCUAGAAAUAAGCUCUCAGGAGAGAUACCCGAGCAGCUAACCCUGCUCACAUUCCUUGAAGUCUUCGACAUCUCUCAUAAUCAUCUCAUUGGUCCUAUUCCACAAGGGAGGCAAUUUGAUACAUUUGAAAACAGCUCAUAUGAGGGGAAUUCGGGAUUGUGUGGAGACCCUUUGUCGAUAAAAUGUGGCAAUUUAGAAGCAUCACCACCACCACCUUCAAAAUUCAAGCAAGGUGGUGAUGAUGGUGAUUCAUGGUUUCCAAUUGAUAGAAAUGAUUGGAUUGUGAUAUGCAUGGGCUAUGGAGGUGGGUUAGUAGAUGGGCUGAUCAUUGGGCAUAUUCUGACCACCAGAUAUCAUGAAUGGUUUGUCAGCACCUUCGGAAGAAACCAAAAGAAUCAGAGAAGGAAGAAGAAGAGCGGUCGACAAAGAAGCUAAAUCAAGGAAACAAUUUCAGAUCGAGCAUGGAAUUUACACCAGGUAUCAAGUCUCUGUCAAAGGUAAUAAUUAAGGUUUGUCUUCAAUAUAUUUUGUAUAAUAAAAUUUCGCUUCAUUGCUUGUGUGGUCCACUGGUACACAUUCUCCAGGUCCGUUUCCUCUAGGACGUACUAUUCGCAACUUCAAAAAAAAAACAAGGCAUGUUAAUUGUGUUCGUUUUUUUUUUUUUUUUUUCGUAAGUAUGUUCUAAUGUUUUGUAUUAGUUUUUCCAUUAAAAUCUACUAGCAAUGUUAUAUUCUUACAAUUAUGUCUA